AUGAUGCUCCGCCGGCACUCCCUCCCCGCCGUCCUCCUCGGCUUCUGUUUGUCGACAGCAUCACUCACAGGCGCGGCCUCACCAUCAACUGUUGACCCCCGUGAAGUCGCACACGAAACCCACAAACACCACACACCUCUCCACAAGCGGACCGCCGAGGAGGUGAUCGCCCAGCUCAACCUGAUCCCAAACGUCGAAAAGGGGUACUACAUCGAGACCUUCCGCGACGCCGACAACGUCACCACCACCAGCGGCGGUACCCCCGACCGCAGCGCCAGCACGGCCAUCUACUACCUGCUCGAGGGGUCCGAGGGCUUCUCCCGCUGGCACCGCGUCGACGCCGUCGAGGUGUGGCACUACUAUGCCGGGGCGCCCCUGACCCUCUCGCUAGCCAAGGACGACGGGUCGCCCGUUCGGGUGGUGACGCUGGGCCCGGACGUGUUUGCCGGGCAGCAGCCGCAGGUGGUCGUUGCCAAGUGGGAGUGGCAGCAGGCCAGGAGCUUGGGCGCGUGGACGCUUGUUGGCACGACGGUUGCGCCAGGAUUCGACCCGAACGGCGUUGAGCUGGCAGACCCUGCCUGGGCGCCGAACGCGGCAUGA
Molecule: messenger RNA, 600 nt
Organism: Parathielavia appendiculata
Lineage: Eukaryota; Fungi; Ascomycota; Sordariomycetes; Sordariales; Chaetomiaceae
Exons: 2
Coding region: 1-600 (199 amino acids)
Cellular component (GO): intracellular anatomical structure
Source: RefSeq, a predicted model, not a curated record